AUGAGCCUGAUAUUGUGGUAUGCUGUGGCUGGUCUGGCAUCCCUAGGCCAUGCUUCUCUCGAGAAACGCGCCACCGAUGCCUCCGCAUACUGCUCCGAUUCAUCAGGCACCUAUAGGCUCUCGUCGAUCGCGGCCCCAAUCCAGGGCAGUGGAAGCCCAGGCUCGGAAUCUACCUGGAAGCUAAGUAUCGAUGAUACAUCAUCCGGUCACAAGCAGGAAAUUACUGGCUUUGGGGCUGCUGUGACCGAUGCGACCGUCACGUCUUUCAACACAUUGUCGAGCUCGACCCUCCAACAGCUCCUCAAUGAGCUGAUGACCUCAGAUGGGGCUAAUUUCUCUCUCAUGCGCCAUACUAUCGGCGCAUCUGAUCUGUCUGGUGAUCCGGUCUACACUUACGAUGAUAAUGAGAACGAAGCAGAUCCCUCGCUUUCCGGCUUUGGCCUUGGCGACCGUGGCACUGCUAUGGCGGAAAUGUUGGCCUCGAUGAAAUCCUUGCAGUCCGAUCUGAAAGUGCUCGGGUCCCCAUGGAGUGCGCCCGGAUGGAUGAAAUUGAAUGGUGUGAUUGAUGGAAAUACGACUGAUAAUAACCUCAACGAUGGCUACCUUACCAGUGGUGGUACGGGAAGCACCGGCUACUCCAGUGCAUUCGCCCAGUACUUUGUGAAAUACAUCCAAGCGUACGAAGCAUUGGGCGCUACGGUCGAUGCUAUUACUAUCCAAAAUGAACCCUUGAAUAGUCAGUCUGGAUAUCCGACUAUGUAUGUUUACGACUAUGAGUCUGCGCAGCUGAUCCAAAAGUACAUUGGACCGGCUCUCGCCGACGCUGGGCUAAGCACGGAAAUUUGGGCUUACGACCACAAUACUGAUCAGACAUCGUACCCUCAGACUGUGCUUGAUGAAGCAAAUGAAUACGUCGACACUGUGGCCUGGCACUGUUAUGCAAAGGAUGUCGACUGGAGUGUUCUCAGCCAGUUCUACAGCGCCAACUCUGGGGUCAAGCAAUAUAUGACCGAAUGCUGGACACCAGCGUCCGGAUCAUGGCACCAAGCUGCUGACUUUACCAUCGGUCCCCUGCAGAACUAUGCGUCGGGGGUCAUGGCAUGGACUCUGGGCACAAACACUGAUGAUGGUCCACAUUUGACCACUGGUGGAUGCGAUAACUGCCAGGGAUUGGUCACCGUCAACGACGACGACAGCUAUACUCUCAAUACUGCCUACUACAUGAUGGCGCAGUUUAGCAAGUUCAUGCCCCCUGGCGCGACCGUGUUGAACGGAACCGGAAGCUAUACCUACUCGACUGACGAAGGAUUACAGUCGGUGGCUUCUUUAAACCCGGACGGAACACGCACAGUUGUCAUUGAAAAUAUGUUCAGUGAUGAUAUUUACCUGACCCUAUCGACGGAGAGCGGAGAGGAGUGGAGCGGAAAUAUCCCCAGUGAAUCGGUGACGACUUGGAUCCUCCCGGCCUUAUCUUGAUCAGCUUGCCAUUAUGUUCGCUUUGUGGAGCGUAUAUUUACCAGGUUAAUUGGGAAAGUAAUCUCAG
Aspergillus costaricaensis CBS 115574 is the source of this 1543-nucleotide messenger RNA. Its product is annotated as glycoside hydrolase family 30 protein. Lineage: Eukaryota; Fungi; Ascomycota; Eurotiomycetes; Eurotiales; Aspergillaceae. The coding region runs from base 1 to 1476 and encodes 491 amino acids. Gene Ontology annotation, biological process: glucosylceramide catabolic process. The record is from RefSeq and is a predicted model, not a curated record. Gene Ontology annotation, molecular function: glucosylceramidase activity. The transcript is spliced from 2 exons.